GAGCCUUAUUUCCCCCGUCUUGAAAGGCUGACAGUGUUCAGUGCCUGCCUGCAGGACGAGGGAGGGUCUGAGCUAUUCGUUGCCUGGGCUCUGGUUUAAUCACCCGCUUUCAAUUCGGCUUCUGGCUCCAUCCUCUCCCCAUUUGCGCUCUGCCAAAGCGCAGGGCAGGCGGGUUUCUGCUCCGCAGCCCAGCGAGAGUUAACGCCGGAGCCGGCUCUCCAUUGGCAGCCGGGGGGCGGCGCAGCCCUUUCACUGGAAGUUGGCGGGUCUGAAAGGCGCCUGCCGCCGCUCAGCUCCGGGAGGAAGAAGGAGGCAGCGACUGCUCCCUGCACCGGGGACUCCCGGGGCAAACUUAGCCGGCGCUGGCGGAGACCGGGCGCGCCAGGAGGAGGCUCCUGUCUGGGCUCGGCGCAUGACGCUCCCGGCCGCCCUGCUUGGCUGGGAUGCCCGGUCCCCGCGGCUCCGGAGGGAGUGAGCUGCCCCUGCCCGCCUGCUAGGGCUGCGGUGCCCCCUCCCCGCUCCAUGCCCCGGGCGCCCCCCGGCCCGGCCAGCAUGCUCCGCCUGGGCACGCUGCUGCAGUCGCUCGCCCUGCUCUGCCUCUGCCAGCGCCGCUCCGGGCACGUCUGGGGCAGGCUGAUGAGGGGCUCCGGGGAGCUGGCCGGGAGCGCCGCCGCUGCCUGGGACCCGCUGCCGGCCCUGCCCCGGCGGAGCCGGCGGGGAGCCUCGCCGCCGGCCAACAGCUCCGGGGCGGCGCCCUGGUGCCCGUACAAGGUGUUCAGCGAGGGCCAGGCCAGCGGCCGCCUCUGCUUCCGGAGCCCGGCCCGGGACUUCCAGUGCCCGCCGCCCAGCUGCAAGGCGCACCGCUCGCCGGGCCGCGCCCUGGUGGCCAACGUGCUGCGCAACGGCAGCGUCCUGCUGCAGUGGGGGGCGCCCGGCGGGCCGGGGCGGGACCUGCGGGGCUUCGCCCUCAACUGCUCCUGGGACGGCACCUACACCCGCUUCCACUGCGACAGCGUCCAGCUGGGGGCCAGCUGCCGGGACUACCUGCUGCCCGACGCGCACGGCAGCGUGCGCUACCGCCUGUGCCUCCAGCCGCUCUACCGGGCCGGCGGGCCGGGCGCGCCCCGCGCCGAGUGCGUGGAGUUCAGCGUGGAGCCGGCCAGCAUGCAGGACAUCGUCAUCGCCAUGACGGCCGUGGGGGGCUCCAUCUGCGUCAUGCUCGUCAUCAUCUGCCUCCUGGUGGCCUACAUCACCGAGAACCUCAUGCCGCCGGCCUGCGGCCGGGCCGCCGCCCCCAAGAGGGGCACGUAGGGCAGGGGGCCCGCCCCGGCGGGGGGGACCGCUCCAGAACCGGCCCUAGAGCGCCCUCUGCUGGCGGGGGCAUGGAACCGGCCUCUAGAGCCGGGGGCUGGAGCUCCCUCUGCAGGCGGGGGCUUGGAAUCUGCUCUAGAGUCAGGGGUGUGGACCCGCCUCUAGAGCCCGGUCCUGGAGCUCCCUCUCCAGCCAGGGGCCUGGAACCAGCCUCUAGAGCAGGGGGCUGGAGCACCCUCUGCAGCCAGGGGUGUGGAACCGCCUCUAGAGCCUGGGCCUGGAGCUCCUUCCGGCCUGGAACCAGCCUCUAGAGCCGGGGGCUGGAGCUCCCUCUAGAGCCGGGGGCCUGGAAUCUGCCCUGGAGUUCUAGAGCCAGGGGUGUGUGGAACCGCCUCUAGAGCCCGGUCCUGGAGCUCCCUCUCCAGCCAGGGGCCUGGAACCUGCCUCUAGAGCCGGGGGCUGGAGCACCCUCUGCAGCCAGGGGUGUGGAACCGCCCUUAGAUCCUGGGCCUGGAAUUCCUUCUCCAGCUAGGGGCCUGAAACCUGCCUCUAUAGCCAGGCAGCUGGAGCUCCCUCUCCAGCCAGGGGCCUGGAACCCUCCCCCCAGCUCGGGCAUGGUGGAUCCCUCUCCAUCCAGGGUAGUGAUGGACACUUCUCUUCCUAGCUGACUCCAAAAUGCAUAUUGAUCACAGUGCUGUAGGGGGUAGACUUUGAUUAAAGCGUCACCUGGGGGUUACCAAAGCCUAUAACCUUUCUGUUCCUGUUAGCGGUGACAAGGACAACUUAAAUCCAGAGGAAACCAGUGCCAUCACCCAGAGCAGAUCUGCAGCAACCUGAGGGACCUCAGUACCAUUGUAUGACUCAAAGAUCUUUAGAGUUGUAUGCCGUAUUAUUUUUCAUAGAGGACUUUCUAUAGAUCAGUCUUAACUAGACCAAGGGAAGUUUUAAAUAGCUAAGGAAAACUGUGUUUAGAAAGAAGCAGGGGGAAAAUAGUCAUGCAUUCAGCUGUCUGAACAUCAGUGUUCUGUGAUAAAGAACUUAUACUGUGAAAUAUUUGUGAGGUAUGUAAUUGUGGUUGGGCAUGGUCAUGCAGACAUUACUAAUAGAAAAGUAAGUAUUGUUACGGAAUCCUGAAAGAUUGGGUUAUAAGCAACCUUCGAGAUAAUGUUGAUGUGUGCAUUUGAUUGUGAUUUUUAGAACUAAACAUUCCACAAGAGGAUAAAAGAGAUGGGACAAAGAAAGCCCCAACUCCUCACACUAUGUGCCAUAACCUAGAUUGUUGCAUUGUUUUGCGGUCGUGUUACAUAGGAAAAUUCACAGUAAAAUAGAGUUAGUUAGUAAUAGGAUCAAAAUUGGGCAUAUUAGUUAGUGCUGAUUUAAAGCAUUCAGAAAUACAAGCCUGUUCUUCAGCACAUAUUUCGUUAGGUACCAUCUUUUUUGUGAAGUUGUUUUCCUUCAUUUCAUUUGCAGACCAGUUGUUAAAAUACCAAGAUCUUUUUGUUUUAAUAGCAAAUUUGCCAAGUGUAUCAUGUAAAGGUUUGGAAUUUUGUUUUCUAUUUUUAGUUAAAAAAAAAAAUUAAAAAGCAGCUAUUCUGCCUGAGCCAUACUCAGUUUUCAAACUUAAAAUAUCUCAGUGAGUUAAAAAUAAAAAUCAGGAAUCUGCAUGAAGUGCCAGCAAAAUUGCAGUUUUGAAAAGUAAACGAACUUAUUUUUAGAGGCCUCAAAUCAAAAAAGCACUUAAACACAUGUUUAACUUGAAGCAUGUGCUUAAAUCCCAUUGAUUUAGAUGUGCUUAAUUGCUUUCCUGAAUGGGAAUGCUAUCCUGAAACUUGGCCAAAGAGAGUAGAUCAAUACAGCUUCAACUCUGGGGCUGAUGCAAAGUCCACUGAACUGAGUGGAAAAACUCCCAUUGACAGCGGUGGGUUUUGGAUCAAGCCUUAUGGUAAGCAGCUCAACAACUCAGGGGCCCAGGCCUGUCCCAAUUGAAAUCAACAGGAGUUUUGUCAUUGGCUUCAACAGCACUAGGCCCUUUCAAAAGUAACAAUGUUUUUAGAAAAAACAUUGGAUCUAGCCAAUGUGUCUCAGGUUUCUGCCUGCUGCAGUUUAAAAAAGGCCAAUUUAAGACUGGGAUUCAUAAUGGAAACAUGAACUGAGCUUUAAUUAUAAUGGUGUGAAAAAUACACAAUAAUAACUACUAUGACUAGUCUUUGCUACCCCAUCUUUUACGAAUGCAAUACACCUUUGUUCCACUAAGGUAACCCCUCCUAAACUCUGAAUUCUAUUAUGUAGUAGCUGAGUAUUUUUAAUAUAGGAACACUAGCUGUAAUCCAGUCACUCGAUGCUAUAGUAAACUAGGAUUUUAGCUAAACUCUAGUAUUCAUUAUAUUGUGCCUUAGUGUUGAAAGUUUGACCCAUUUAUAUUGGCUUUUCUGUUCUUGUUGUAAAUGUUAUUGGAACAUGUGUACCUCCCACAGUGUUUUGUCUGUUUAAUAGGAAAAUAAACCUAGGCUAGCUGAAUAUUACUUAAAUUUUAAAUAUAUAUUUAAAAUAGAGUAAAUUACCUUCCUAGAGCUUCUGUGUUAGUUUUUAUUUAGUAUUGUCUCCACAUAGUUUACUGGUAUAAUAAAAAUCUAACAUUAUAUCACAUUAAAAAAUAAUGGUAGGGGGAAAAUAGGGUUUAUGUAACAGCGUAUUAUUAAUAGAUCACACAUGAAACUAAAGUGUUUGUCUGAAUAAACACAUAUGUUUAUAAUCAGUAAAUGCCCAGUGAGCGUUUCUGAGGUAGUAUGGAAGACCUAAAACUUGUAAGUACAGUAGAUGGCAUAUGUAGAAACCCUCUAGGAUCUGUUAAAAUACAAUAUUUAUACUAAUCAGAUGAGCACAGCCAUACUACAGACUACAUUUCUUCCCCCCCCCCCCCCCCCACUGUGUGUGUGUGUGUUUAAUCCAGCAAGCAAACUUAUUUCCCUUAGGACUGAAAUAAUUUAAGGGUGGUCAGGAAGCUGAAGAUCUGUAUUUUGUCAGACAAAAAUACCUCUCUUUUUCAUUAUUUCUUCAUGUUUUCCUUCUCACAAGAAGCUUGCUGUAAAUUACACUUCUUCCCUUUGUGAGUUUCUUGCCUAUGAACCUUGGUUUAAAACCACCUGACAGUAUUUAAAAUAUAAUUGCAAUCGGGGGAUGAGCCCUGACAGACAAUUUCAUUCACGUUUUUCCCCAGAGAGAGAUAAUGUGUGAAAUAAUCUGAAAUUAGUUCAAGAAUAUUAAGACAAGUUGUACCUAGUGGAGUCAUGUCAUCCUUUGUGUAAAUUCAUUGAAAUUCAGUGGAUUUAAACCCACGGUGAAUUUGGCUAGUUUCCUUUGAAGACUUCGCAUGCAUCUACCCUAUGGCCAAUUCUAGGCAGGAUUAGUAGAGUGGAACUAAUAUUGUACAUUUCUAUCAAUUUCUGUCACUUGCUGUUGCUGUCUUGUCCUUCAUCUUGCCAUGAAUUGCCAGACUUGAAAGUUAAAUGUAUAACUAAUGAGCCUUGUAUCACCUUGGAGUUGACCUUAAUGAAUUAAAAGAACAUAAUAAAAA
Messenger RNA from Chrysemys picta bellii (western painted turtle), 4885 nucleotides. The record is from RefSeq and is a predicted model, not a curated record. NCBI's taxonomy places the organism in Eukaryota, Metazoa, Chordata, Testudines, Emydidae.